UUCGCGCGUGUCGUUUACUCUUUCUUUACUUUUCCCGCUAGUUUUCCCUGAGGUUGAGGAAAAUUGUGCUACAGAUUUUCCCUCACUUUCUUCUGUACUGAAUCUGAAACUCCAUGAACCGUAGAGAAGUGACUCUCAUUUCAGCGGCCACAGUCUUUGGUGCUUUAGCAUCUGCACUCGCUUAUCGUGUUUUAUUCUCUAACCCUAAAAAGCACUUUUCGCGAAUCGAUUCUUCAUGUAACGGCGACUGUUCCAAGAAAAGCACUUCUCAGAGCCAUUUCGAUCCCUCAAAACGCAAGGGGUAUUUGACAUGGGACGAUUAUUUUAUGUCAAUAGCAUUUUUGUCGGCUGAAAGGUCCAAAGAUCCACACAGGCAGGUUGGAGCGUGCUUGGUGAGUCAAGAUGGUGUAAUUCUUGGCAUUGGCUACAAUGGAUUUCCAAGGGGUUGUUCAGAUGACAAGCUUCCUUGGGCAAAGAAAUCCAAAACUGGGAAUCCUUUGGAGACAAAGUAUCCUUAUGUUUGUCAUGCUGAAGUAAAUGCCAUCUUAAACACAAAUCAUGCAUCAGCUGUUGGUCAGAGGCUGUACGUGACCAUGUUCCCUUGCAAUGAAUGUGCUAAGAUAAUUAUUCAGUCAGGUGUCUCUGAAGUUAUAUAUUUUGUGGAGAAGAGGCUAAAUAAUUCAGACACUGCAUAUGUGGCGUCACACCAACUACUAUCCAUGGCUGGCGUAAAAGUCCGGAAACAUCAGCCACAAAUGAACCAAAUUGUGAUAAAAUUUGAGGAGCCAUAGUGUCACAAUGCAAAUGUUGAGCUUGUCUUCCUUGUUUAAUGAUUUCCUGCUGGGUAAUAAUCUCAGAUGACUUUGUCAUUUCAUUAAAUGUAUUCCGGCCUUUGCAGUUUGGUGGUUGUUGUAUCUUUUCCCGAAGGACUUGUCUUCUCGGUUUAAUGAUUUUCUGGAUAAUAAUAUCUACCACUGCAAUCAAAACUCAAGUGAUAAGUUUGGGUCCUCUUGACCGGAUGACUUAA
This is a messenger RNA of Mangifera indica (mango), 1027 nucleotides long. RefSeq names its product deoxycytidylate deaminase. NCBI's taxonomy places the organism in Eukaryota, Viridiplantae, Streptophyta, Magnoliopsida, Sapindales, Anacardiaceae. Gene Ontology annotation, molecular function: zinc ion binding; hydrolase activity. Bases 114 to 791 code for a protein of 225 amino acids. The record is from RefSeq and is a predicted model, not a curated record. The transcript has 9 exons.